This is a messenger RNA of Uloborus diversus, 977 nucleotides long. Its product is annotated as homeobox protein abdominal-A homolog. Gene Ontology annotation, cellular component: nucleus. Lineage: Eukaryota; Metazoa; Arthropoda; Arachnida; Araneae; Uloboridae. Gene Ontology annotation, biological process: negative regulation of transcription by RNA polymerase II; anterior/posterior pattern specification. Bases 127 to 921 code for a protein of 264 amino acids. The record is from RefSeq and is a predicted model, not a curated record. The transcript has 2 exons. Gene Ontology annotation, molecular function: DNA-binding transcription factor activity, RNA polymerase II-specific; RNA polymerase II cis-regulatory region sequence-specific DNA binding.
CCCAACCCAUUACGAACUCUGCAAGGCAUUAAAAAGGGGGCUAGUACCGAAACUCAAUCCGGGCUCAAACGACGAUGUAGUAAAGUCCGGACACAAACAAACCAUAAAAAAAAAGAACAACAGAGAAUGACAUCGAACUUCAUGGAGGGUGUUCUGGGGAGCAAGUUCCCCCCCGAUCCGAGCUCUCCCGGAUACGGACAGCACCGCAUGUAUCCGUACGUCUCUCUGUCUCCGCAAAGUUCUAUGUCCGUCACUGGCAACCUGUACUACACCUCGAACGCGGACUUUGCCAAAUCAUGUCGCUACAACAGUGGACAGGCCAACGGGCUGGACGCACCAACGGGGUAUUCGUUCGGCCUACAGAACGCAACACCGGGGGCCACGCCGACCAUGAUGACCCCCUCUCAGUUCUUCUCUCACCCCACUUCUACGGACCUCAGCUCGUCCCUCACCCAAUGCGGCCAACUGGGCAUGCGACAGCUUGAUCCCAUACCUGACGUGCCAAGGUAUCCCUGGAUGUCCAUAGCUGCCCUGAACUUUGCAGGACCGAACGGCUGUCCACGCAGGCGGGGCCGACAGACCUACACCCGAUUCCAGACGCUGGAACUCGAGAAAGAAUUCCACUUCAACCACUACCUGACCCGCCGGCGGCGCAUCGAGAUCGCUCACGCACUCUGCCUCACCGAACGACAGAUCAAGAUCUGGUUCCAGAACCGGCGCAUGAAGCUCAAGAAAGAGAUGCGUGCAGUCAAGGAAAUCAACGAACAGGCGCGCAUGGAAUCCUCCGCCUCCAAAGUCAAGGAGGAGGACAAAGAGAAGGACAAGGACAGGAAAACGACGUCCGACGGACAUCCCAAUUCCAUCAUCACCUCACCCAGCACGCUCAUACUAGACGACAAAAUUCGGAAUCCGAAGCCCUAGAGGGGUGGUGAUCCUGUUUCGUGUUCCCUUUUUAUAGUCAGGCUCUGGUAAAAGAG